Messenger RNA from Tripterygium wilfordii, 1392 nucleotides. Its product is annotated as bidirectional sugar transporter SWEET2-like. Gene Ontology annotation, biological process: carbohydrate transport. The record is from RefSeq and is a predicted model, not a curated record. The coding region runs from base 214 to 921 and encodes 235 amino acids. NCBI's taxonomy places the organism in Eukaryota, Viridiplantae, Streptophyta, Magnoliopsida, Celastrales, Celastraceae. Gene Ontology annotation, molecular function: sugar transmembrane transporter activity. Gene Ontology annotation, cellular component: membrane. The transcript is spliced from 7 exons.
AAUAAAGAAUUGUCUAUUUGAGGACAGAAAGUUUGUACAGCCGUUUCUGUGUUCUUAUUGGCGUACAAGUCAGUUUCUUUGCUCUUGCAAGUUGCAGGAUAAAUAAAUUGAGGGAGGGAGAUUUGAAGAGUCGGAGAAAAUCAUUAAUUAGAGUUGAUUUUUGUUGGGUCUGCUUCUGAUUGGCUGGUGAGGGUUGGACAUCGAAGUGGAUUGAUGGUCGUUUCUGGUCCAUCAGCGGCCUUGUCAAUUUGCAAGGAUGCAGCAGGAAUCGCCGGGAACGUCUUUGCUUUUGGGCUGUUUUUGUCACCUAUACAUACAUUUAGGAGAGUGAUUAGAAACUGUUCAACUGAACAGUUCUCGGGGCUGCCAUAUAUAUAUGCACUCUUGAACUGUUUGAUCUGCGUGUGGUAUGGCUCACCCCUCAUAUCUGUUGAUAAUGUACUGGUUAUGACGGUCAAUUCAAUCGGUGCAGUUUUUCAGUUGGCCUACAUUAUUCUAUUCAUUGUAUAUGCAGAGAGAACGAAAAAGUUGAGAAUGCUUGGACUUCUUCUGGCAGUUUUUGCCUUAUUUGCAAUCGUAGUCUAUGGGAGUCUGCAAAUAACUGAUAGAGGCAUGAGGUGGAUCUUUAUUGGGUUAUUGAGUUGCGCUUCUCUUAUAUCAAUGUUUGCUUCUCCAUUGUUCAUAAUUAAGUUGGUGAUCCGCACUGAGAGUGUUGAAUUCAUGCCAUUUUAUCUUUCGCUUUCCACUUUCUUGAUGAGCAUAUCGUUCUUGCUAUAUGGGAUAUUUAAUCUCGAUGUCUUUAUUUAUGUGCCAAAUGGAAUAGGAACUAUUCUGGGGAUUGUACAGUUGGCAUUAUACUUUCACUAUAAAAACAAAUCUAGAGAAGAUUGCAGAGAGCCAUUGAUGGUCUCAUACAUUUAAGUAAGAGUAUUGGCAGACAAAGUUUUGCGCUUUGAUACAUAGUAGUCAUUGUUCACCAAGAAACAGCGUGUGUCGCGGAUUUUACAUACUUAAAUUUGCAUAAAAGUAGGGUUGAUUUGGAUCCGCGGAAACUUGAUCAAGAAAGCAAUCAUGUGUUGAGUGUCUCGAAAAUGUUAUUAUUGAAUUGUCUCAAUUAUCUUUAUAUUGAUGAACAGGUUUCUUUCAACGUCUUCGUUUGGUUUCUGUGUUGGCAUUUCUCUUGGCGCGGCUAGGGUUCCAUUCUUUGUGUUUUUGGUGCGAAGGUUCACCGGCUCUCAAGAUUAAUCUAACCUGGUUGAGUUAGUCACUUAUGUGGAAUGAUCUAUUAUGCGCACCGAUUCAGUCGCACUCAGCGCACCGUUUUAGAUCAACUCACAUAUAUAUUUGUAAUUUAAUUUAUCUUUUUUUUAUUGCAUAGGUUAUGUCAGUCAA